AAAAACUCGAAUUAAGACUCGAUAGACGGGCCAAAACCGAUAUUACUUAGUUGAUUUGUUAUGCUUAGAUCUCUCAAGGGACUCAAGGGGCGUCCGUUGUCAUUGAGAAGAGGAUACUCAGUGAAAUCACCAAUACUGUUUGUUCCAAACGAAACUAUUCAUAGGUUUGAGAGUGAAAAAUUAACGGAAGAAGAGAAUUUAGCGGCCAUACCCAAACGUCCUAACUUUGAUGGUCUUCCAAAGUACCAUCAUGAAAUUCUCUCUCCUGAAGAUACUGCUGAUUUGGUGAUUCGACCAGACGUCAAUGACAUUCUAACUUCGACGUUUUCUCAAAAUGCAGUAUUCACCGGUGAUCCUAAUUAUAAAGUUACUCCGGCAAAUGCUAAUUUGCAAGAAACAACACUUUCAUUACAUUUCGCAGUUGCUGUUAUCGAAUGGAUAAGGCUAUUCAAUACCCAGAUUGUAACUUUGAAGAGUUUACCCUCGACCGUUAAUAAAUUACAGCAUAUAAAUGAAGCCAAAGUAGAUGCGAUUAAAGCAAAAUUGAAUAGUAUCAAUGUUGAAGAAUUAAAGUCCGUGGAAGUUCUCGAUAAAUUUUAUACUUCUUUCGAAAUAUAUAGAAAAGGUGACAUAAUGAGAAAGACAAGAGCCGAUACAAUCAAUAUUGAGAAUAUCUCUUCGAUUCUUUUAACCAGUGAAUUGAUUCAGAGUGAUAGUGAAUUAUUUGACAUUACUUUGAGAUACCUUGGUCUGAAACUAGCAUACUUCAGCAAUGAGAACCUUCAACAAUUCACGGAGAAACUCAUAAAUCAUUUGCAUGGAGAAAAUAUUACUUCAGGAAUGAAAGUUCAAUCAUUUAACAACUUCAUGUCCAAAGUUUUUGAAAUCCACCCUCGUUUAAAAACCGAGUUACACGUAAGCCAGCUAGAUAAACUCGCUUAUCUUUUCACAUUGGCAAAUAAUAUCGAGGAUUCAAAGAGCCUCCUUCAGUUGCUAGUGACCAAUUACAAAGUUGCUCCUUCCAAGGAGACAUUCAACUUAUUUUUAACAAAAUAUACCGAAUCCUUGAAAGAUUUCCAAGGACUGAUCAAAUCAAAGGUCUUAAAAGAUUUACAUCAAUUGAAGCCAGUUUUUUUCCAUAAUGGCCUUGAUAGUUUUUCCCUUAAAUUUUUAUUAGAGGAGAUCAUAGAGCAUGUUUAUGACCUCGAUCAUCUUAUGAGGCUAAUUGAGAAUAAAGAAAAUUCAAGUAUCUUCCUCUUGAGCGAGUUUGCCGAGAUGUUAAUGCAAAGACUUCAAGUUAUUCAAUCUACCUCGGAAGACCCUAAUACCACCAAGGCUUUGCAACUUACGCAAUUAAUAUCAAAAUUGGUGAAGGAUAACGGCGUCAAGUUGGACAAAAAAUCCCUUGAGCUCGCUCAGCAAAUGUAUAAAGACUUAGGUGAUACUUCUAAUUACGAGUACAUAGGUAAAUUACUAAAUUAAAUGUAUAUAUUUUCAU
Messenger RNA from Hyphopichia burtonii NRRL Y-1933, 1498 nucleotides. RefSeq lists its product as uncharacterized. The transcript has a single exon. NCBI's taxonomy places the organism in Eukaryota, Fungi, Ascomycota, Pichiomycetes, Serinales, Debaryomycetaceae. The record is from RefSeq and is a predicted model, not a curated record. The coding region runs from base 61 to 1482 and encodes 473 amino acids.